UUGGGAUCACCCCCAGGGGUUGGAGGGCUACGGUGUGUGUGUGGCCCUGAGCUGGGAACACCCCGGGGGCCGAGUCUGGGCUCGUCGCCAGAAGAAAGGGGGCCGUUGCUGCCUGAAGCCCCCGGGCCAGGCAGCGUCGCUGGCGGCGUCCCUGCGAACCGGGCCUGCCGCUUCCAGGCGGGGCGGGCGGCGCGUGAAGCAGCCCCCGGGCUGGGGACUGGGCGGCGCCCGGCGCAGGGGCCGUCUCCGUGCUUGAGUGUUGCACACACGCUUCCUGCACCUGCUCUGGGCGUAGCCUCCCCGCAACCUGCGACCGCGUCAGGGCCAGCAGAGCUCGGCUCUCUCGGCGGCAGCAUGUCGGCCAGUGGGGGCUCCAUGCCGCCGCCCCCCAACCCCGCCGCCUACUUCCCCGCGCCCAGGAUCACGCUGCCCGUCGGCUUGGACAUCCUGCGCACCUACUCGGGAGUCUUCAUCUGCCUGGAGAUUCUGUUUGGAGCCCUUGUCUGGAUUUUGGUAGCUGCCUCUCGAGUUCCGCUGCCUCUACUGCAGGGAUGGGUGAUGUUUGUGUCGGUGACGGCUUGUUUUCUGUCCAUCCUCUUCCUGGGCGUGUUCCUUUUUAGUUAUACACACAGAGUGGCUGUGGACUGGAACCAGAUGGAGGAAGCUGCAUUGAAGAUGACGAAAGGAACAUGUCUGAACAUGCAGGAUCUUCAGGAUUUUCUUUUCCAUGCGGCUACUUUUGUCUUUUAUUUUGGAGCCUUUUUAUUGCAAGCAGCAACAACAUCUCUGCAUAAUUAUCGAUGUCCAUCAAAUGCCACCGUGUUGCUAAGCGAUCAAGACUAUAACAUAAGCAUAGCAGCCUCAAUUUUUGCCUUUGCAACAACCAUUUGUUAUGGUUGUAGCACAGCCCUUGCUUUAAGAAGAUGGAAACUAUAGCACCUGAAGAGGUUAAUGGUUCAGCAUUCUAGUUUAGUUUGUGUAAUUGUGUAUAAGAUCAAAUUAAAUGCCACUUGUCUUUCAAACUGUAACGGAAUUCCAAAAGGUUUUUAUGUAUAAACUCUAUUUUAAAAAUGUUAAAAAUGCAGAUAAGCUCAUAUCAGAAUUACUUUAACUGAAAUAAUCUGUGAUUGUUUUUUACUUUUAUUAUAUGCUAAUUAGAAGCAUUAUUCUACUAUCUAUAUUGUAUUAUACAGUUUAGUGAGAAAUAGAUGCAUCAUUAGCAGAAAACUGAAUUUUGGUGCUAAACAAUUAGGAGGGAGGAAGUGGAAGGUAAACAAAUGUUAUAUGCAAAGGUAGCUAAAAGCUACAAGUUGCAAUGCUUAUGGUUAAUUAUUAUUAAAAGCCCCACUCCUGCAAUAAGCUCCAAGUAGGCAGAAUCCUGGGUCUCUGCACAGAUUCAAGCAUCUGCCACACAGUGCUCCUUGCAGGGUGAGGGCCUAGCUUGACUUUUGUGAGAUUGCCUUAAUAUUUUUAAAAGCAAAACUUAAAGAAAAACUAUUUUAGUUUCCUUCCAGUAUAAUCUUGUGAAAUACUUUACAGCCAUUUCUGGCAGUGAUGGUCUGAUCUUUUCUAUAAUUGUGUUGUAUUCCCUAGUAAAUACAAAUUGUUUAGUACUAUUAUUCUGUAGUUUCCUAUAUUCACAGAUUUAGUUCUGUCAAGUCUAUUUAUAUUGCAAAAUGUAAACAGUGCAUUUGUGUUGUGUAUAUCUGUGGUAUGUUUUGGUUUAAAACAAAGUAUUUGCACUGUUUCACCUUGUUGUGGGUACAGUUUUUACUUCAUGUGCUGCAUUUGUGUUGUUUACUGUAUGAGUCAAUGUCGUUUGAAUGGAGUAUUACAGAAUGUUGAAUUCUCUCUGAUCUAAAUUUUUGCAGUGGUUUAUUUGUUGCAUCCUAAAGUCCCAAUCUUGCAAAGGAAUCUUUACAUGGGAAGAUCCUUAUGCCUCUGCAGAGUCUUGCUGAAGUCAGUGGGACACCAUUGGAGCAUAAGGAUCCACCCAGGAAGAUGCUUUUGCACGAAUGCUGAAGUCUGAUCAAGUUUGCUUUGAAUGUCCCAGUUAUGUAAUGAAAUACAUGAGGUACAAAUGCACCAAACUCAACUUAACAAAUGAGUUAUACCGUAUCACUUCCCUCCCCCAUUAUCACUAUUUAGCAGAUUUUUAAAAAAAAUUAAUAUCUUUAGUUCUUGCAAAAGUGCCAAAUUGUUAACUUCAGAGACUGAAGACCCCUUGUCAUCAAUAGAAAAGCAACAAUGUAAGCUUCCUUACAAUGCCCUCCUUGCAUUUGUUCUGUAGAGAUCACUUGCAAGUGGACAGGGCAGUACACUUUCUUGUCUACUCAGGCCUGGUCUAUACCUAGAACUUAGAUUCGUCUAGCUACAUCACCCAGGGCUGUAAAUUCACUCCCUCUGGAGUAUAGUUAGGUCGACCUAACCCCCACUGUAGACUCAGCUA
Messenger RNA from Caretta caretta (loggerhead turtle), 2449 nucleotides. RefSeq names its product mal, T cell differentiation protein 2 (gene MAL2). NCBI's taxonomy places the organism in Eukaryota, Metazoa, Chordata, Testudines, Cheloniidae. Gene Ontology annotation, cellular component: membrane. Gene Ontology annotation, molecular function: structural constituent of myelin sheath. The record is from RefSeq and is a predicted model, not a curated record. Gene Ontology annotation, biological process: myelination.